This is a messenger RNA of Venturia canescens, 8596 nucleotides long. It is a transcript of the gene CtBP, whose product is annotated as C-terminal binding protein. Gene Ontology annotation, biological process: regulation of transcription by RNA polymerase II. Gene Ontology annotation, cellular component: nucleus. The coding region runs from base 1607 to 3091 and encodes 494 amino acids. The transcript has 8 exons. Gene Ontology annotation, molecular function: oxidoreductase activity, acting on the CH-OH group of donors, NAD or NADP as acceptor; transcription coactivator activity; DNA-binding transcription factor binding. Lineage: Eukaryota; Metazoa; Arthropoda; Insecta; Hymenoptera; Ichneumonidae. The record is from RefSeq and is a predicted model, not a curated record.
CUCACUUCCACUACUACAUGAAAUUUUGUUUUCUCCACGUUUCAUUGAGUGGUAAAUCGAAGAUAAAUGAACUACUAUCGUUUUAUGGAGGCAUUCGUAGAGUGUUAUUUAAUGAUGGAAUAGAUCUAGCAUUAAAAUAUAAAGACGUUGAUGAUUCAAAAGUAUAUCCGUAAAACCGUAAAUAUGAGUUUGUACAUAGAGGGUCCUUUCUUAUUGUACACGUAUUAAGAAAUGAUUCGAUAGCAACUAUAUAUCUGGAAAUUUUGUGGAUGUGUUGACGCAGCAUCUGAAUUAAAUGGAGUAAAAAAGGAGCCAAGCGUCGGAAGUGAUCGGAAGUAAAAAACUUGUGCAGUGCAUUUCGCAGAGUAAAAAACCGGGAAACGUAGUGGAAAAUAAAACCGCGUGGUUUGGAGUAUCAGACUCGUAUUUUUUCGUCGUAACUCGUUGAAAUUCGUUGGGAUACGGAAAAGAUCGGGGGACGCGUGAGUAUACUCGGUUGGUUCGACACACACCGGCGGGGGUCUGGCGUGUCGAGGGACGGAGAGGGGGCCGCCAUUUUCCCUCCAGUGAGGGUCGAGUGUCGCGAGCGGUAUCUCUACUUGCGAUUGUUUUCUAAUCGGGAGAGGAUUUUUUUUUUCGUUUAUUGGCUGGUUCUCGGGGGGGUGUGAGAUUUUGUUAAGAGGUGUGUGGGGCGUCGGGCGGGCGCGCGCGGCACCACGGGUUCCAAAAUCGGAAAACAAAUAACUAAUAAAACGUGAAAGUUGAUUGAAAAAAGAGGGAGGGCACGGGUUAAUAAAGAAAACGCGAAUAAAGAUUGAUGGAAAUUAAAAAAAUUUCGUUUGCUUGAUUCUUCGUCGUUGUAAGGUGCAUUUAACUAGUUAAAUUUGCAAAGCGGCUUUUGUAAGAAAACUUGCAAAAGAUCGCGAAGGACGGAACUGAAGAAAAAGAAAGAAAGAUAGAGAGAGAGAAAGAGGGAGAUAGAUAUUGGCGAGAGAAAGAAAGGAGACGGGACGGACACACCGGUAGGGGAAAAACGACGUGUUUGAGAACAGUGAGAUUGUGAAUUGUUCAGUGUCGCCGGGUCAGUGUUACGAGCUAAUAAGCCCGUUGUUUCGUGAAGAAAAAUCAGGAAUUAAGUCACGAGAGAAUCGAAACGUGGAAAGCAGUGAAACGAAUCUCGUCACCGACAGGUGUCGGCGAUCAACCCGUUCGUGAUGUAUCGGAGAUUCGACGAUUGCUGCUUGAAAACGUACAAAAAGUUGACUCCUUGUGAAGACACGGUGUGACAGAGCACAUCUGUUUGAACCGCGGGUGCAAACAAUCGAGCAUCGUUAUUUUUUAAAUAAGAAAGCGUCGCUUAGUUCAGUCCCUGGAAGCACAACUGUUUUCAACACAAGUGUAACAGGAAGAAAACAAACGCGAACGAGUGAGUUCGUCUCGCGCACCUUAGCGCUUGGUUCUUGAAACCUUGCUUCACAAUAUUUUUUUCUCCAAGGAGAAAAAAGGAGAGAGCGUUGGCCCAGAGACGGAUAAAAUUUAAAAAACUGUAGGGCUGCGUUUUAAAAACGAAAAAAAAUAUUAUAACACAGGGGUGGUCGUCUGACCGAUGGACAAACGGAAGAUGCUGACCAAACGCCCUCGAAUGGAUGCCAUGCGGGGCCCUAUUGCCAAUGGCCCGAUUCAAGCUAGACCGUUAGUCGCUCUGCUCGACGGACGUGACUGUUCCAUCGAAAUGCCCAUUCUCAAGGACGUUGCUACUGUCGCAUUCUGCGAUGCCCAGUCUACUUCAGAGAUUCAUGAGAAGGUACUAAACGAGGCCGUUGGAGCGCUUAUGUGGCACACCAUAAUUCUGACAAAGGAGGAUCUCGAAAAGUUCAAAACACUAAGAAUUAUCGUGAGAAUUGGUUCGGGUGUCGAUAACAUUGAUGUUAAAGCAGCCGGUGAAUUAGGCAUCGCCGUGUGCAACGUGCCUGGCUACGGUGUCGAGGAAGUCGCUGACACUACGUUAUGCCUCAUCCUUAAUCUUUAUCGGCGUACAUAUUGGCUCGCGAAUAUGGUCCGCGAGGGAAAGAAAUUCACGGGACCUGAACAGGUCAGAGAAGCGGCACAAGGCUGCGCUAGGAUACGAGGCGACACUUUGGGUAUUGUAGGUCUAGGAAGGAUUGGCUCGGCGGUAGCUCUCCGUGCCAAAGCUUUUGGUUUUAUUGUCAUGUUCUACGACCCGUAUCUACCCGACGGUAUCGAAAAGUCUCUCGGUCUCACCAGGGUCUAUACAUUACAGGACUUGCUUUAUCAGUCGGACUGUGUGUCACUACACUGUACCUUGAAUGAGCACAAUCAUCAUCUCAUUAACGAAUUCACCAUCAAACAGAUGAGACCAGGAGCAUUUUUAGUAAAUACAGCACGAGGCGGUCUCGUCGACGACGAUGCACUAGCGGCCGCUCUCAAACAAGGCAGAAUUCGUGCGGCAGCACUUGACGUACACGAGAACGAACCAUACAACGUCUUUCAGGGUCAGUCCGCGCAAUGUCCCUUGAAGGACGCGCCAAAUUUGUUGUGCACACCGCACGCAGCGUUCUACAGUGACGCGAGCUGCUCGGAACUCCGCGAAAUGGCUGCGAGUGAGAUACGACGAGCUAUAAUCGGUCGCAUACCCGAUUGCUUGAGAAACUGCGUCAACAAGGAAUAUUUCCAUUCAUCUACCGGCAGCUAUCCCGAGGCGAUCAACGGCGGAUACUACGCUGGAGCAUUGCCGAUUCAACAGGCACAUUCGACUACUCCUCACGAUUCUGCGCCUCCACCUCCAGGUGGUCACUCGGUCGUCGGUGGUGGUGGCGGCGGUGGUGGUGGUGGUGGGGGUGGUGGUGGCGGUGGUGGAGGUGGUGGCGGCGGUGGUCCAAACUCGUCAUCGGGUGGCGGUGGUGCGGGUGGACCGACCGGACCUUCGGGACCAACGGUCGGCGGUGGUGGCGGUGGUGGGGCCGGUGGUCCCGCUUCGGCUCCACCAACUGGCGGAUUGCCGGGUUUACCACACAGCAUAGUGAGCGAGCCUGACCCCCGGCCGAGCCCACCUGCUCCGAGUCCCCGUUGACCUUGAACCCCCCUCCCCCCGCCCCUAACAUUCACUUCAACCACCAACCUUCGACCUGAAAACAAAUAUCCCUGCCGUACCACCUCCAAUUCCCACACUGCUCCCCACUCCCUACUCCCUUUAUCUCCUCCCUCUCCCGUUCACGAACAAAAUCCUUAGACACGCAUGGACACUAUUAAAGAUUUAUCAACUAUUACAAACAACAAUAUAAAUAAGACACAACAACAACAACAACAACAACUUAAACAAGAAGAAACAAAAAAAACAUCGCAGACGGAAUACGCAGAGACACGUACAUACACGAUAUUAAUUUGAAAGCAUAGAAUAAUAAAUAUCACGCGUAUGAGAUACACUAACACCCCGAAGAGCUCGACACGAGAGAACUUUGCUCGGAGAAUUCGGUUAACGCGUUUAUACACAUCAUUACGAUAUACAUUAACACGUAUGCGCAUACAUACAUGUAUACGUAUUUGAUUAUAUCUAUACAUAUAUACAUGUAUGUAUGCAUUUACCAAUGAUACGGGAAAGAAAACAACCUCCGACGACAACGACGACUACGACCGGCCGAUUAUUAAAACUGACGUGUGUGCACUAUCCAAUGUGUGCUCCAAAAUCUGUCCGCUGCUUCCGAGAUACGUGCGCGCGUGCGAACUCCCGCGCAAGAUAGAAGAAAAAAGAAAGAGUAAGAGAGAGAGAGAAAGAGAGAGUAAUGAACGUUGACCGAACGAAAGUCACUUUGCGAACGUGUGAGAUCAAACGACGAGAGAUUGUUGAUUAUGUACCAGAAUGUGAAUUGGGACUAAGAGCGAGGAUACACCUAUUUCGAACUAUUAUUAUUAUUAUUAAUAUUAUUAUUGUUAUAUUAUCUUUUUCCAUUUUAUUUUCCACGGUUCUAUCGAAAUUUGUGCUACGCGUUCUUGGCUGAUAAGUUUUUUUUUUUCUUUUGACAGAGAUUUGUCGUACCUCGACAAGAAUAAAUACAAUUCGGUCUAGAUUACGAUGUUAGGUCGAUUUAUUUCUUCUUUCUGUUCCAAUGGUUUUUCGGUUCCGUUUUUUUCUCGACUCUGAACAGUCGGGCUGACUUUUGACGGAGGGUUUGCAUUGGUAUUCGUCACUGCGAAUCCGUCCGUGUACCUCCUGUGACCUCACCUCUUCCCACAAAAUUUGUGGUAUUUCCUUCUUUUCGUUCCUCAUAUUUUCUGUAUGGUGGACAGAAGUUUUUCGUCGCUUCCAACAAAAAUUGAUAUUGCCGUGUAUUAGGGACGAAAAAAAUGUUUUUUUUUUCUCGCCAUUUAUAAUUCUCGACCACAUGGUCACGUCUUCUGUCAAUUUAUCUUUCACUCGCAAAAAUUCUCUCGUCCCGCUCAGCCGAAGGCAGUAUGUCAAAUUUUCAUAGUGAUUUUGUAAAAAAAAAAAAAAAUAAAAAAAAUAAAAGAAAAUCAUUAAAUCAAUCUUCCUUUGAAUAAUACUCGCAGCGUGGUUUUUUCUUCCCAUACAUACGGACACGUACACGUACGAACGAUUUUUUGUUCGUCGAAAUGUUUUCAAAAACAAAAUUAUGCGAAGAGACGACGGCGAUCGGGAGAAAAACGAAGUUUUUCCAUAUUAUUUUCAAGAUUCAAUAACGAGAAGAUACGAUGCAAAUUUUGAAUCAUACGUCGAGGAAGAAUCGAACAUAAUAUAUGGGCUCUGCCUGCACUCAGUGUUUUUCGUUUUUUCUUUAUCUUUCUUUUUUUGCUCGAUGCGUAUACGUCAGUAAUAAUAAUCAUUUUUUGGUCAAACGUCCGCAAAUGUGCUACGUCAAAGUUUGUUGUUUUUCUUUAUGCUUUACAAUAUGUACAGUUGUGAAAAUCCUUUGGAGUAUUUUGUAACUUUCAUGUUAGCUGGUGUGAAAUGAUUUGCCGAUCAAGAGAAAGAAAGAGAGAGAGAGAGAUAGACUGCUGUACAAAGCGUGCAAAAAUGAUCAACCCUUUGAUGAAAUUGGAAUCCCUCGUGAUUGUUGGAAAAAAUAAUAACGAAUUGUCAAAACUUAACCAAAUCUCUCGAACUUCCUUUCGUCAAAAUAACAUCUAAAACAACAAAUUAGCUAAUGUUACACGACGCAGCAUCCACCAAACGUCUUCUGUGACUCCUGCGACUUUCGAAAUAAUAAUUUCGUCCCACUCUUGACACGUGACUAAACGAAAGAUGAGCGAUUUGCGUUUUUUUUUCUCUUAAUAUAUUUCGUAUGGCGAUAGUGGCUGAGGGCACUUAUUGUAACCUUUAUGGAAUUCAUUGCGCUCUCAACUGAGCGGAAAUCUAUUUUUAACCGUCUGAUUCCUUGAGUACCUAGUACUGCGCGAAUUCAAGACUCCAAAUAUUAAAAAAAACUGAUAAAAACUAAUAAAACGUACAAAAAAUGAAGCUUCGACUGAGAUUGAAAUCAUCGUUAUUCGUCAUCGGUAAAUUUGUAUGGAUUAUGGUUCCUAAGUGUUGAUUUUUAUUAUUUGUACGAUUGACAAUGUUCCCACAGCCACCGCUUUUUUGCGGUGGAAUAAUUUCUCGACUAGUGCACCAUCCGCAGAUUGAGUACACCGCGAUUGUUUGAUCAAACGAUUGAUGUAUGAUUACAAAAACAGGCAGAAAAUUAAUCCAUCGUUAUAUGUGAGAUAUCGAAGCAGAGCACUUUCAUGACGGCUUUAGACCUUACAAGCAGUUUGUUAAGUAACACUUUAUUGUUAUUUAACAAGCCGCGAUUGCGCCCUCAUCUAAAUCGCUGAGACUUUGGAGUAUUCCUCAUUGGAGUGCAAUGGAAUUCAAGAAAAUUAGUGGAAAUGGAGAAUAGAAAAUUUUCCAUUGUCGAAAACUUCAACGUCGAAAACUUCAAAGCUGCAUACACUUUUCUGCACUGAUUGGCAAUUUGUCGUGUAAACCCGAUUGGUCAACCAGAACGCAAUCACCAUUGUAAAAGUGCGGAAAGUUUAUUGAAAACACGAAUCUACAAGCUGACCAUCGAUACAAAUGAACGAUUACACGCUCUUCGAAACGUGCGUGAUUGAAAUAUUUGCGCGCGCGUGUGUGUGUGUGUGUGUUUCGGUAUGUGUGCGUGUCGUGUGUUUGGAAAAGUGAAAAGAAACGAGUUUUAUUAACCGGUAAUCGUAUAAUGCGAGUAUAAUUAUUACAAUAAUAUGUUGAUUGGCAUGCCCAUUGGUGGUAACCCGUAUUUCGUCUUCUUUGAAGUGGCAGCCCAUUUGAUAAGUAGAAAAGUAAUGCGGCGUACAUGUUUUCAAGGUACACGAGGAAUCGAGAUGGCGAGCGAGUAUUCAAUAAUAAUUUCUUUGUUCAAUUCUUGAUAAAAAAAAUGAAGCAACAUGAUAAAAAUUGAAUAAAAAUGUAAACGAGCGGAAAGAGAAUAGAGUCCGAAAGCAAGAGAAUAACGAAAUGUUACAAAGUUUCGCGUUAGAGUAACACAUAUCGAUUUAGUUUUUUUUCUCUACUAAAUCUCGUAUUAUUUUUCUUUUUUUUCUCUAUUGAUAAUAGUUGAGGAAUCUAUGCAUGCGUGAGCACGCGUGUCCGCAUUCGGGACCCGUACAGACGAAAUAUUAUCCUGGAAUUCAGUAAUCUCCGAAGGCAUCGUUUAACGCGUUCGCAAAUAAAUAUAAAAAUGAAAUGAACAGUAGGAAUACGACUAGGGAAUGAAAAAAAAAAAAAAAAAAAACAUUGAAAAUGGACAACGGCAAAUGAAAAUCAGAAUUUUGUUUUUUUUUUCUUUAGAAAAAAUCGAGGAACGAAAAAAAAAUACGAGUCCAAUUAUGUAUGCAAACUUGCUGUUCACAAUUGUGUUUCGGUCGAUUAUUGUUUAUGGAUGUGAAUUUUGUCGGCGUCGACGAACUAUCGUUAGAUAUUCUCGUGAGAAAAAGAGCAAAGUUUAGAAAACACAACAAUAAGACUACAGAGAUCGUUGAAAAUUCAUCGAAUCCCUCGAUGUGUGAUAAAUCCGUUUGGAAGAGGAGCAAAGCUCAAGAAGUAUAAAAAAUGUUAGCCGAGAAGUAUUCGAGGCCGGUGAAGAAAGAAGUGAAACAGGGAGCAAAGUCAUUUCACCCGAUAUAAUCAGGAGAGAUUGGGACGGGGGAGCGAGAGACACAUUCGAUCGAGUAUUGAAUUACAAAUGCAUCACAUACCAUAUACGGUAACAUUGAAUGAAGAAAGAAACAUUGUUUUUUUUAACAAAAAAAUUUAUAAUUUAAUGUAAAGACAAAAGAUGGAAUAACCAAGUGGCAGAGACAAGGUGUGAACAGAAUUCAAAUAUAGAAAUAACACUACGUAAGAGAAUUGAGGAAGCGCGCGAGGGAGGAAAAGAUGAGUGGAUGAGAAAAACAUGUGAAAGCGAGAGGAAAAAGAGAAAGGUCGCUGUAUGACGAAAGGUGGUCUGGAAAGCCCACAAAAUGCUUGUUUAGACGACUCUUUAGCCAAACAGGGCCAUAUUUGUCUCCGCACUUCCCGUACGAAUGCAUAACGUAGGAGAAAAAAAAAACAAAAAACACAUUAUACAUACUUUUUUUUCAAGAAUAUUAUUAAUUAUGAAUACAUCAUUAUAUAUAAAAAGAGAGAAAGCGAUUUAAUGUUAAGGGAGAGAAAGAGAGGGAGAGAAAGAAAGAGCGAGAGCUAGAGAAAUAUUGAUGCGUGCAUAAGAGUGAAAAAACGAGAGAGAAAUUUUGACGGAUGAUAUAGACAAAGAGGAGAGAGAGAGAGAGAGAGAGAGAGAGAGUGAGCGAGCGAGCGAGAGAAAGAGAAUACCAAGAAAAAAAAACAACGCUACGCUAUUGGAGAAAAUGAAGUUGUUCUUAUAUAGUUUUAAUUUUGUGAAAAGAGGCGAAAAUUAAUGUGACUAUGCGAAAUCCGAAGUAUGUGGGGAAGAAAAAAUAAUCCUGUCCAUCAACAGUAACCCAUUCAACAUCCGAUCGAUCACACGAGGUCUCCCCUUUCUCUUUCCCGUUGUCCCCACAGUCCCGCUAUUUUCCUUUGUCGAAAUGGAGCAGUCCCUCGGACGUGGGACUGACGAAUCGAAAAAAAAACAAAAAAAAACAAUGCAAAACUCCCAUUAACAUCGAUCCAUUUUCUUUUCAUCAGUUGCGUUUUUUUUUCAUAAAAAUUCAUACAUGUAUAUACUUAUGUUUUUGCGUGGCAUGCUUAUAUACAUGUAUACGCAUUAUCCUUCGUCCUUUGACUUCCCCUCCCAACUCCUAUCCCAUCCCCUCGACAAAGCGUCGAAAUCAGCCUCAUCAUUCUACGAUUAUACAAAAAAUGAAAAUGCAAGAAUGAAUAAAAAAAUAAGAAGGAAUGACGAGUUAAGGGAAAAAGACGGAAUUUAACUGAUGAGGAAGUAUGAGAGAUGCAGAAGGGCAAAAAUAACAGAAUAAAAUGAAACAACCACAAGAUGAGAAGUAAAUGUGGUGAAAACCGCAACAUUAAUAUUAGUUAUAAUUAAUAAUAAUAAUUAUAAUAAAUACAAUAUUUGUACAAUAA